UGCAAGCUCGUGACCUAGCCACAAGUGGGUAACGGCCUAACAAGGUUGAUGAAAACGUCCAUUGCGGUCAGUGGUCUUUGAGCACGCCUGCUCAGUGGGCCGUGAACGAUCUCAACAAACUGGAACCCGAACGCGGGCGAGACCGUAGAUGAUCUGUGUUGUGUGUGUGGGUGUUGUGUACCUGCGAUCUUUGAUGUUAUUCAAAGCGGACACAACGAUUGAAUCCGGUAUUUGUAAAUGGAUGUUUGACCCGCAUCCAUUUUGGAAACAUCCAACGUAGGCUUGUAUGUAUACAUGCACGUACGUUUGUCCGGUACUGAAAAAGUUCAGUACAUGGCCAAGACCACUUGUGGCAGCUAAAAAAUACGGGUAGUGACCGACUCACUGUUACGCGCCUGGGACGAUACACAGUUGAUUCCAAUUAUGACUCUGAGCUCUCUUUGAUUCAUUGGAUGUGUCGUGCAUGCUGCGACGGCUGGCAACAAGAAUCCUCGCACCUGAUCUUACAGUAACGGGAUUGCAUGUAAAACUUCAGCCCAACGGUUCAGUAAAGCCACUAGACAGCGAUAAAGUCAUGGCCAAAAUCAGACAUCUACUCAUCGUGUGUUUGGCCGGGCUAGCUUUGUAUACAGCCUUUGAGCCAACGCCAGAAAAUAUUGAAAUUCCAUGGAGACUGAAAAUUCUGACUCAAAUUUUCAAGAUGCACUGCCGCCUGGCACCCCUGGAAUCGUACUUUGCAACUUUCAUCCCAGACGGAGUACGCGCCUGGUUCGUCGCAGUCAUCAACGAUGUCCACAGAUCCCUUGGCCCGAAUGUCACCUUCACGGACACGACCUUCGGCGGGGUCCCUGUGCGGGUCUUUGCCGACAAACAGGACAGCAAGGAAGCGGGCAAACGCCCAGCCAUUGUCUUUAUUCACGGUGGAGGCUGGACCCUUGGAAGUGUGGAUUUAUUCCACCCUCUGACGGCUGAGAUAGCAAGCGGUUUAGACGCAGUGGUCGUUUCGGUUGAAUACCGGGUGGCCCCACAGCACGUAUUUCCUAUCGCCAUAAAUGAUUGCACGGCAGCUACUGUCGGUUUCCUUCAACAUCUUGAAGACUUCAACGUUGACCCAACCAGAGUGGCCAUUAUGGGAGACAGUGCAGGCGGAAAUCUAGCUGCUGCCGUCGCUCAGAGGUUGACCUUUAUGCCACAGUACAAGGACCUGCCGAAGCUUAGGAUGCAGGUUCUGAUCUAUCCUUGUCUCCAAGCCUUCGACUUCCAGACACCUUCCUACCAGCAGAACGGAGAACACUUCACGGUGAUUCUUGACCGGAUGAGAAUGGCUGAGUUUUGGGCGAUGUACCUCGGUAACAGGAACCCGCUGAAGACACCAAUGUCAGCAAAUCAACACACUACGGCAGAAGCCAAAGGUUCUCCCUUGAUCAGAAAGUGCCUUUCCCAUGAUCUCAUUCCAGAUGAGUUCAAGCAGACGGGUUAUGUAACGCCCUCAACGGACUUCGGGAACGAAGAAAUCUACGACGAGAUCAGGGAAGUUCUCCUGGAUCCAGACUACGCUCCUCUCAUGCGAGAAGACCUGAGAGGACUCCCAGAGGCUUACAUCCUGACUGCUGGGUAUGACGUCUUGAGGGAUGACGGCAUUAUGUACGCCAAGCGACUGGAAAAGGCUGGAGUACCAGUCACUUGGAAGCAUUACAAGAACGGCUUUCACUCCAUGUUCAACCCUACCAACGGAGUUUUUGCAUCACCAUCGGCGGACCAGGCGCUAGAAGAUUUUAUUAAAUUCACCAAAAAACGUCUAUAACAUUUCUAACUGUGAGUAAAAAUGUAAGGGAUCUAAAGUUUUGAAGAGUUCACAUUUAUGUCAAGUGGGGUGAUGCCAGAAGGGUCCGAAGCCCUUGGCCCUUUCCGAGUGUGCUUGACAUUAUAUCGAUUAAUCAUUCCUGUAAACAUAUGCAUAUGCCAGGAAGUAUUGUUAACAUGUGCUGUACAACGGGAUUAAAAUUUGUAAAAUGCUGUAUUUAUUAUGUUAUAAAAAAGUGACAAUGAACUUUGCAUGAUGUCAGCAAGGAUAUCAGAGACUUUCAUGCGUUGUUGGGACAGAUAAUGACAGGGAUGUAUAAAUAAGCUGAAGCCAAAUGUUAGUUAUUGCUACCUGUUUACAGAAAUGACCCAUGGAGGUCCCACCUUCACAUACACAGUGUGAAGUCUCCGUUUGUCAACAUGAAUUCUAGGAAUAAAGGGAGGUACGCAAGUUGCAAUGCACUUAACUCAAACACAACUGCGAUAGAUUACACAGAGUGAGGAGGAUUUCAGCGUUGAAGUACCCCCGUUAAACACAUGAAAUUUACAUGAAUUUCACAUCGAUGCUGUUUGAGUAGUGCCACAAUGUAGUGCAUGUGGUGCAAGUAGGCACACGAAAUAACUGUCUGAGCGUUUUUUUAAAUUUAAUUCUUGAAAAAACUGCACGUUGGCUUAAUUUUAAACAAUUUACUGCAUUUCACUGAACAGGAAAUUUAUGUAUGUUGUCAGAUUAAAACUGCAAUUUAAUGAUCGUUUCAAAAGCAAUAAAACCAAAAUUACACACUGUCAA
This is a messenger RNA of Acanthaster planci (crown-of-thorns starfish), 2593 nucleotides long. Its product is annotated as arylacetamide deacetylase-like. Gene Ontology annotation, molecular function: carboxylic ester hydrolase activity. Gene Ontology annotation, cellular component: membrane. The record is from RefSeq and is a predicted model, not a curated record. Lineage: Eukaryota; Metazoa; Echinodermata; Asteroidea; Valvatida; Acanthasteridae.